Molecule: messenger RNA, 2309 nt
Organism: Rhagoletis zephyria (snowberry fruit fly)
Lineage: Eukaryota; Metazoa; Arthropoda; Insecta; Diptera; Tephritidae
Gene: HBS1
Product: translation elongation factor EF-1alpha (GTPase) HBS1
Molecular function (GO): GTPase activity; GTP binding
Source: RefSeq, a predicted model, not a curated record
UGGAAAAUCUGUCAGCUGUCAAUUAUUUCGCAUGUUUUCCAUUAGUUGCAGGUUUUCAUAUUUAUAUUUGUUUUCGAUGCUGUGGCAAAAUUUCACAAAUUUGUUAAAAUUUUUUCUACAGUUCGAUACAUAAAUAAGUUGUGAAAUUGAGACUGUGGUGUGGCAUAAAAAGAAUUGACCAAAAUGUCGCGCCAUAGAAUUGUGCGGGCAAUGGAUUACAAUGACGAAUACGACAGCUACGAUGAUGUAUACGGCCAUUCCGUUGACGAUGACAACUGCAUCUCACCGACGGACGCGCAGCAGUGGCUAUACGACAGGGCUCGUGGCCAACAUAGUAUGUCUGCGUUUAUUAAAAAUAACAAAGAUAUCGAGGAGGAGGAAGAGGAGAUGGGUGAAAAUAAUGUUCCAUACGGAAAGGAUCGUCGAGACUCUGAUAAUUUUCAGCUGCCAGUAUUGAAUGAUGUUGACCAAGCAAAGCUUACAUCCUGCAUUGAUGAAGUUCGUAAUGUUGUGGGAGAUCAGAUAUCUGAGCGAAGAAUAGUAGAGACUUCCAUAAACUUUGGCUAUGAUAUAACGAAAAUACUUGAUGACAUACUAAAUAACGAAUGUGACAAUAAAGCCAAGCGGCAUAAACCAAUAAACGAGACCAGUACAUCAAAAAAGGCCGCACUUCAAGCAUCUACAUCCACUGCUUCAAAACUAAAAACACCUGAUCGCGAAACGGUAUCUUUUGCACAGGCCACACCAAUAAUAAAAGUCACAGCGCAACCGUUAAGUGAGCGCGAUGUACGUCGUGGCUUUGAAAUUAGUUCACCUCAUCCACAAGCAUCCCCAGCUGUAUCUGGAAGAAAUACGCCUGUUGAUGAAGAAGCCAACAAAAGUCUAAUAACGGUUAAGGUAUCCAAAGAACAAGCACAACGCGAUGCACGAAAACUAUACUCACAGGAACGUGGUGAACAAAAAGCGCAUUUUCAUAUGAUUGUUAUCGGACAUGUCGAUGCAGGCAAAAGCACAUUGAUGGGACAUUUAUUGGUUGACACCGGCUACGUCUCGCAACGAGUCAUGCACAAGCAUGAGCAAGAAUCUAAGAAAAUGGGCAAACAGAGUUUCAUGUACGCCUGGGUACUGGAUGAAACCGGUGAAGAGCGCUCAAGAGGCAUUACCAUGGAUGUUGGGUAUUCCCGCAUUGAGACAACUACAAAGGUAGUUACACUUCUGGAUGCUCCUGGACACAAAGACUUUAUACCAAACAUGAUUUCGGGUGCUACUCAAGCUGACGUCGCACUUCUUGUAGUGGACGCAUCGCGUGGUGAAUUCGAAGCAGGAUUCGAACAAGGCGGUCAAACACGUGAACAUGCUUUACUUGUACGCUCAUUAGGCGUUAACCAAUUGGGAGUUGUCAUUAACAAGCUGGAUAUGGUCGAUUGGUCUAAAGAGCGUUUUGAUGAAAUUGUUAGUAAACUAAAAGUCUUUCUCAGGCAAGCUGGUUUUAAAGAGUCUGACGUUACUUUUAUACCAUGCUCUGGUCUAAGCGGCGAAAAUUUGUCAAAGCCGGCAACGGAGCCCGCUUUAAAAGCCUGGUACAAAGGACCACAUUUACUAAGCGUUAUAGAUAAUUUUAAAUUGCCAGAGAGAUCAAUUGAUCGUCCAUUUCGUAUGUCUGUGUCAGAUAUUUAUAAAGGCACUGGUUCUGGCUUUUGUAUAUCAGGCCGCAUCGAGACUGGUGUGCUUAGUGUUAACGAUCGCGUGCUGGUAGGUGCAAGUCGCGAACAGGCCCAAGUCAAGGGAAUACAAAUCGACGAAAUGUCGCAAACAAAUGCUUUUGCGGGUGAUCAAGUGUCAGUGACACUGUCCGGCGUAGAUAUGUCCACCGUGUCUGUAGGUUGUAUCAUUUGCGACCCGCAAAAUCCCAUACCAGUUACAACUCGUUUCCAGGCGCGUAUUCUUGUCUUCAACGUUACCGUGCCCAUUACUAUUGGCUAUCCGGUGCUCUUACAUCAUCAGUCUCUCAUCGAACCGGCAGUGCUGAGCAAAUUGCAGGCGCAAUUACAUAAAAGCACUGGAGAGACUAUCAAAAAGAAACCACGGGUACUCGGAAAUAACUCGUGUGCUCUAGUGGAAUUGGAAACAACGCGUCCAAUCUGCAUCGAACGAUAUGCGGACUUCAAGGAGUUGGGACGUUUCAUGUUGCGAGUGGGCGGCGUCACCAUAGCUGCGGGGAUGGUUACGAAAAUACGUUAAUAUUAAGAUCUUUGAAAAUGCCAAUAAGUUGUAAUAAAAUUAUGUCUCACGUUUUAGGUGCAAUUCAA